AUGGGUUGCGCGCUGUCCGGGGCGGGGGGCGAGGCGGGAGUCCUGGAGCCUGGGGAGGGGUCGGGGCCGGCGGAGGUACCAGGGCUCAGCGGGCGGCAGAAGCAGCUGCUCCGGGCGUCCUGGGACGUCCUUCAACAAGACAUCGCCAGGGUUGGAGUGAUCAUGUUUAUCAGGCUGUUUGAGACCCACCCCGAGUGCAAGGACGUCUUCUUCCUGUUCAGCGACAUCGAUGAUCUGCAACAGCUGAAGAUGAGCAAGGAGCUGCAAUCACACGGGCUGCGGGUGAUGUCCUUCAUUGAGAAGAGCGUGGCGCGACUGGAUCAGGAAGACAAGUUGGAGCAGCUUGCCUUUCACCUUGGGUGCAGCCAUUGCCGCUACAACGCCCCGCCCAAAUACUACCCGUACAUCGGGGCGCAGUUCAUCGCGGUGGUCAAACCAAUACUGAAGGAGCAAUGGACAGCGGAGGUGGAGGACGCGUGGGAGUGCCUGUUUAACUACCUGACCAGCACAAUGAAGAGAGGCUACCAGGAGGCCGAGCAGAGAAACAAAGUCCACCAAGCCGGCUACUCAGCUCGGAAAACUGCAGCCGCCAGCACCAAUCGCAACGUUAUCUGAGAGGCCGUGCAUUAGGCGGUGCACUCCCAGGACAGAGGAGUCAAAUUAAAUUCAAAAUGCUGGAGUAACUCAGCGGGACAGGCA
Amblyraja radiata (thorny skate) is the source of this 699-nucleotide messenger RNA. It is a transcript of the gene xgb, whose product is annotated as x globin. Gene Ontology annotation, molecular function: heme binding; oxygen binding. Lineage: Eukaryota; Metazoa; Chordata; Chondrichthyes; Rajiformes; Rajidae. The record is from RefSeq and is a predicted model, not a curated record. The coding region runs from base 1 to 615 and encodes 204 amino acids. The transcript is spliced from 5 exons.